Messenger RNA from Aspergillus caelatus, 1557 nucleotides. RefSeq names its product kinase-like domain-containing protein. NCBI's taxonomy places the organism in Eukaryota, Fungi, Ascomycota, Eurotiomycetes, Eurotiales, Aspergillaceae. Bases 127 to 1539 code for a protein of 470 amino acids. Gene Ontology annotation, molecular function: protein serine/threonine kinase activity; ATP binding. The record is from RefSeq and is a predicted model, not a curated record. Gene Ontology annotation, biological process: intracellular monoatomic cation homeostasis; intracellular signal transduction; protein phosphorylation. The transcript is spliced from 2 exons.
UUUGUUGGCAACCAUAGCUGGGUGAAGAUGCUGUAUUAGCGUCUAAACAUAUAUUCUCUAUCUAUACCCCCAUGACCCGGGGUCAGAAGUUUCAGAUAGCAACUAGUAAACUGAGACACAUAGUCAAUGCAAGAAGCGCACUCUCGAAAUUCUCACCACCCUCACUUUCGCCUUGUCGAAUUACCUGAUCAUUCUUUAUCAACCCAUAGUCAUAGCCAUGCUAUAAGAAGGGGUGGCAGCAUUGACUCGAGAGAUUUUGGGAGCCCUCAUCUCCUUGAUGGGCUAACAAGCAUCUUAGCCAGGUGGGGUUGGUCGACACCUGAAUGCGAAGGCCAUUUUGUAUCCCGAGCCAGCUCGGUAGAUCAAGGGCCUCCGGGAUCUAUAAACAGCUUUCCACCCCUAGGAACGUUCACCGAUCACUUCGGCUCUAGUCAGACACCCGUGACAACCACCGCAACAGAAGGGGAAUGGCCGGCAUCAUUCACAGCAGAAUACGGGAAAUUCAUCAAAAUCAUUCAUUACGGAUGCUCCAGUACCAUUCAGUUAUAUGAAAAGAGGGCUACUGUACCUAAGCUACGCUCGUCAUCGGUUGCCUGUCCCGAAGAAUAUAUACUGACGAGAUCAGGAGAGCUAUCGACAUCCAAGACGAUCAAGGAACUGUAUGCAGUCAAAGUAUUCCGCCAUCCCUACUCCCCGCACCUUCCUCGAAGUCGAAAUCCAGCUCCCGAACUCCAUCACCCCAACAUUCUCCCGAUCAUCGAUAUUCUCUACAAUGUACGGGGACAUCUCUGCCUUGUGAUGCCCUACUGCGCCGGUGGCGACUUGCACUCUUUUCUGUUGGAAAGAGGGAUAGGAAGACAACAUCUACCCACCGACGAGGCGGAUUGUUUGCAAAUGCAGAUAAUGGGCGCGAUUGCCUACUUACACGAAAACCGCAUAGCGCAUGGAGAUAUGAGACCGGAGAAAGUGCUUCUCACGACACGAGGCGCAGUGAAGGUAGGUGGGUUCGGGGAAGAUGAAGAGGCGAUUCGAAAGGUGGCUCAAUUACCACAACGUCAUUGUUCCACCUGGUCUUGUGCAAGCCUCAGUGGUGCUACAACUCCAGGCUGGGACUCCACAUCAAUUCUGUGUAUAUGCAGUAGGGCCUCGAAGUUGAGUGUUCCAUAUCUUCCUCCAGAGAGGUCUCGUGACCAAUUUGGCUCUCGUGGUCAAGGGUAUGAACAACAAUACAACCCUAACGCUAGAGCGGGCGAUAUCUGGGCUUGCGGCGUAAUUUAUAUGGAACUGCGAACUGGCCAGCGCCCCUGGCACAGCGCCCAGAUAGAUAAUCCAGACAAAAGGUUUUCCGAAUAUCUCCGCUAUCGUUUGAGGGAAGAUGGGUAUGGUCCCAUUCAGACUCUCGGAAACGAGCGAUGCCACAACGUGGUUUAUGCCAUGUUACAUCCAGAUUCGGAGUUGCGAAUAACUGCGUCGGAGGUUCUGAGAUCAGAAUGGGCACUUGGGGUUGCGGUUUGUGAGGUUGGGGUCAGGGGAUUGUGAUGGCGACGGACGUUCUCC